This is a messenger RNA of Aplysia californica (California sea hare), 1132 nucleotides long. RefSeq names its product 39S ribosomal protein L35, mitochondrial. Gene Ontology annotation, molecular function: structural constituent of ribosome. Lineage: Eukaryota; Metazoa; Mollusca; Gastropoda; Aplysiida; Aplysiidae. The transcript has 3 exons. The record is from RefSeq and is a predicted model, not a curated record. Gene Ontology annotation, biological process: translation. Gene Ontology annotation, cellular component: mitochondrion; ribosome. The coding region runs from base 239 to 781 and encodes 180 amino acids.
GUGAACUUUCUGUUUUCAGUUUGCAUGGUGAGAGGUGAGGUCAGUCAAGCAAAGAGUUCAGGCUAGUGUUCAGAGAAGUUCACUAGAAUCUAGAUUCUAAGUGUUCGGUUUAGCAUGAUGAUGUCUCUUGUCUACGAAAGUCAUUAGCAGUGUUUUUGUUCAAGCCAAGCGGCCUUGCCGACUUCAUAAUCAGUGAUUCCAGUGACAGUUUCCCACUGACAUAUAAACUAUCAGAAAGAUGGCCAGGGUGGUGACAGAUUUGCUGUCAUCGGCCUCAAAAUUGUGUGCACAAGGACAGCUUGGAAUCUCCACUCUUUUGUCCAAUGCAAGGAAUGGGAAUGUGUCGGCGUUGACUAGCCUAAGGAGUUUUACAUCACUCUCUCAAGGAAGGCCAGCAGUGGCUCCAUGCAUGUUUCAGUCACAGAGCUUGCUCCAAAGGAAACAAGAAAAUGUCUCUACAACCCAAGUACGCACCACAACAGUUGAGAUGAAGCAAUGGCGAGAGGGAAGGGUCAUCAGCCGCUUUUACCGUCUAAACUGGGGAGGUUGGAUUCGUACAUUUGGAGGGCGCAGCAGAAAACUCUACAUGAAAACAUCUAAAGAAAGAUGGCGGCUGAGGCAACAUGUCUUUGUCACAAAGAAACAGUGCAAAAUGCUUGAUAAACUCGUAACAGAGCAAUGGAGAGAGCCGAAGUUUUAUGUGGAAAAUGCGGAAUAUGACCCUUAUCAUAAAAGGACAAAUUCUUACCAUUUUCCCAAUCACAGAAAAUUUUAUCCGUAGUCUAACAUAAUAUCUGUUGUGGGAAGUUUUUUGCCAUGUGAUGUUAUGGUUUGUGAAGAAUGUUUGACACAGUUGGUGAGCAAAGCGUAAAUGUGUUUUUAUGCUUGAUAACAUAGUAAAUGUUUGCAGGUUUUUUUCCAUCUUCAGAGAGUCACUAUGUUCUUCUGUAUCACUGUAACAAUAAGGAUGACGAAAGCAAUACUGAAAGAAGAGGUAUGACAGAAAAGUACAUUUUCUUUGAGAGGUAGAAAUGAAGGUUUGCAAGCACAUAUAUUAUUUGUACAUCUGUUUGAAGAAACCGAGAUGUUUUGUUGUCAUUAAAUGUUAUUUUGUAGAGAUUUCACAAUUUCA